GCUUCCACUGGAAGAUCAUAAAUCGAUUUGCUGAUUGUUGGGUUCUCCAACUUUAUUUUUGAACGGAGCGGAAUUUAAUAUUUAACUGGGGUUUUUGUAACUGUUGACACUAAAUAAUAUAAACAUGGCAUUGUUAGCAAGAACCUUUGGUCGCACGCUGAUGCAGGCGACAGCUGUCCGCUCCAUUCAUACAACUUCAGCGGUUAACCAAGACUCUGGUGCUCUUGGCGGUAGCCGUGUGACAUGCACAUUGAUUCCAGGCGAUGGUGUCGGUCCGGAAUUGGUCUAUGCAUUGCAGGAAGUCUUCAAGGCAACCAAUGCACCAGUAGACUUCGAAAACUACUUUUUAUCCGAGGUUAAUCCAAUUUUGAGUGCCAAAUUGGAAGAUGUGGUGGCUUCAAUUCAGAAGAAUAAAGUUUGUAUUAAGGGUAUUUUGGCCACUCCAGAUUACAGCGUUGCUGGUGAACUUGAAACUUUGAAUAUGAAAUUGCGUAGACAGUUGGAUCUGUACGCCAACGUCGUGCACGUGCGCAGUUUACCCAAUGUAAAAACCCGCCAUCAGAGCAUUGAUACCGUUAUUAUCCGUGAGCAAACUGAAGGUGAAUAUUCGGCGCUUGAGCAUGAAUCUGUUCCCGGUAUUGUUGAGUGCUUGAAAAUCAUCACCUCAAAGAAGUCCAUGCGCAUUGCCAAGUUCGCCUUCGACUAUGCUACUAAGAAUAACCGCAAGAAGGUUACUGCUGUGCACAAAGCCAACAUUAUGAAGUUGGGAGAUGGUCUCUUCCUUAAAUCUUGCGAGCAAAUGGCAAAGCUUUACCCACGUAUUCAAUUUGAGAAAAUGAUUGUUGACAACACAACUAUGCAAAUGGUUCAACGACCAAACCAGUUUGACGUUAUGGUUACACCCAAUCUCUAUGGUAACAUUCUCGACAAUAUCGGUUCUGGUCUUGUUGGUGGUGCCGGUGUCGUUGCUGGUGCCUCAUAUUCUGCAGAAACUGUCGUCUUUGAACCGGGUGCAAGACACACUUUCGCCGAAGCUGUGGGCAAAAAUGUUGCCAACCCAACUGCUAUGCUUCUCUGUGGCGCGAAAAUGUUGCGUCACGUCAAUUUGCCAACAUACAGCGAAAUGAUAACUAACGCUGUUAACAAAGUUCUAAAAGAUGGCAAGGUACGGACCAAGGAUUUGGGCGGCCAGUCGACAACACAAGACUAUACACGUGCUGUCAUAGCCAACAUUCACUAAACAAAGCAACAGCUGUGAGCGACCAAACCAAUCUAAUAACAAAGCAAAUUGAGUAAAUUAUUUUGGCUUAAUACCAGACAUAGUAAAAUUAAAAGACGAUCAGCCAACAAAAAUGUCCAACGAGGGCUUCAAAACAUCGUCAGAUCAUAUUGUUGAGAUUUUUUAAACAAAAUUUUUAGCGUCCAAUACUGUUUUAUCUUUAUUUCAAGUAUUAAUCUGGCGAAUAUGUACUUUAAAAACAUUUUGUGUUAUAGCCGUUGUAUUAUGAACUCGACGAUAUACAUUUAUUCUAAUAUACAUAUAAUAGUUAAAUUUUUGACCUCACUAGACAAACGUAUGUAGAUAUCUAAUAUCGGCUAACAACUUGAUUAUUAUAUUUAUUUGUUUUGUCAUUAUAAUGCAUUAUUUACAUUUUUACUUCUACCAAAUUGCAUGUAACGGAAUAUAUCUUAUUUAAUUGAAUCCCUAGCACAGUAAACUUUAUUAUGUACAAUCAUGCCAUACAAAUAUGUCGCAAAUGUUGCUUCUGUCCUGUCCUGACGAUCUUACAAAAUGUUGAGACAGAAUAAAAUCAAUGAUAUUAAUACAGGAA
This is a messenger RNA of Bactrocera neohumeralis, 1832 nucleotides long. RefSeq names its product isocitrate dehydrogenase [NAD] subunit beta, mitochondrial (gene Idh3b). Gene Ontology annotation, molecular function: magnesium ion binding; NAD binding; oxidoreductase activity, acting on the CH-OH group of donors, NAD or NADP as acceptor. The transcript is spliced from 7 exons. Bases 125 to 1240 code for a protein of 371 amino acids. The record is from RefSeq and is a predicted model, not a curated record. NCBI's taxonomy places the organism in Eukaryota, Metazoa, Arthropoda, Insecta, Diptera, Tephritidae. Gene Ontology annotation, biological process: tricarboxylic acid cycle; isocitrate metabolic process. Gene Ontology annotation, cellular component: mitochondrion.